CGCAGGUCAGGCCGACGGGAGCUCCGCUGGAUGAGCGCUUUUCUGCCGGACCCGGCGGGAUCCGUUUCUGGUGCACGCAGAGGAGACGCGGUGUGUUUCACCGUCCACGGCUGAGUGGGAGCCUUUUCGAGACGAUGCAGUGAGAAGGGCACCACCGGCGCCUGGCUUGUCUUCGUUCGAGGCUGCGGUAGUAAAGCGGAGGGACUGCGGCACCGGGAGUCCGUCGCCGUCGCUCUCGCCGUCUCGUCCGUCCGCCCCCCCCCCCCCCCAUCUGCGGAACCGCCGGCAGCCACGGUGAACCUCCGCCACAGCGCUGGGCGAAAAUAAAUGAUGGCCACCUUACUGCGGAAGAUCGGUCUGAUUCGCCUGCACGACCGAGACACCGAGGACCCCAAGCAUCACCAGGGCUCGCUCAAAGGCACGAAGGGCAACCAGAAGAACAACGCCAAGCACUGCCAGACCACCAACGACACCAACAUCCUGAGCACGCCCGAGAUCAAAGCGAAGAAGCUGGACCAGCACAGCAAGGACAAGCCGCCCGGCAAGGAUAAGCAGCAGGGCAGGGAUGCCAAGGAGAAACAGCAGACGGCAGGAGGGGUGAUCGGGGGUAAAGCCACCAGUGCCUCGAUACCACCGCUAGCGCCUCACCGGCAACACUGCACCCAGGUCCGGACGCGGAGGCUCAUGAAGGAGCUGCAGGAGAUCCGGCGGUUAGGCGACAACUUCAUCACGGUAGAGCUGGUCGACGACAACCUCUUCGACUGGAAUGUCAAAUUGCACCAGGUGGACAAAGACUCGGCGCUAUGGCAGGACAUGAAGGAGACGAACACCGAGUUCAUAUUGCUGAAUGUCACUUUCCCCGACAAUUUCCCCUUCUCCCCGCCUUUCAUGCGGGUGCUGACCCCCCGGUUGGAGAACGGCUACGUGUUGGACGGCGGGGCCAUAUGCAUGGAGCUGUUAACGCCGCGCGGGUGGUCCAGCGCCUACACGGUGGAAGCCGUAAUGAGGCAAUUUGCGGCGAGCCUCGUGAAAGGACAGGGGCGCAUUUGCAGGAAAGCAGGGAAGUCGAAGAAGGCCUUCAGCCGUAAGGAGGCGGAGGCCACCUUCAAAUCCCUGGUGAAGACCCACGAGAAGUACGGCUGGGUGUCCCCUCCCGUCUCCGAUGGCUGAGGCCCCGCCCGCGCGGCGGCCCCCCCGCCCGCCGGGAUGCGCGCUAGCCGGACAAACCCCCAGCUAGCCACGCCACGCAAAACGACACACCACGCUACACCAACUUCUCCACACUCCCCCCCCCUUCACAACGCUUCACUCGAGGGGUCCUUUAGUGGUUUUGGGUUUUUUUUUUUUUUUUUACCAUCCUUCGCGUCCCAUCAUUUCUCAUCUCACCGGAAAAAACUCUGCGAGAGUGGACACUCAUCACCACCACCCUCACUCGUCCUUCAACAGGCGAUACGCUUUCUCCUCCGUUUCCCUCCUUCCCUCGCUCUUCCUUCCCAAAGAGAUCCACCGCCACCGCCCCCUCUCUCUUCCCAGGGUGGAAAUCCUCAUUAGGAGUCGUGGAGGUUUGAGAGGUUGUCAACUGUGAGACUCACCCACCGGGGACAGCAGAAGGGAGCGCGUGCAUCGGGAUUGUACAUUGCGUUUCUUUUCUUUUCUUUUGUCGACUGCACCGCGAAACGCACGCGACGCGCAAAAAGGGACGAACCGAGGCCGCGUGGCCUCCCGACCCAUGUGAUAGACUAACUAAAUGAAGGCGACCCCCCCUCCACCGCCCCACACCACCCACCCUGCUGCUUCUCUGUCCCAGCCUUUCCACCAUAUGACCUCCCCCCAUCCCUCUCACCGUUCUUCCCCUCUCCCCCUCUCUCUGGCUCUCCCUCUAUACUGACGACAUAGCACUGAGCUGGCAUUACUUUCCAUUUACUUUUUCCGCGUCUGUCGGGUCAUUUACAUAUAAAUGAAGCUGUUCAUGUUUAAUAGAGGGGCAGCGCACCAGUGCUUAGACUCCACUCAUUCACUCUUUCUUUCCCCUUCCUUUUCGCCUGUGCUGCUGUUCACAGUUCAGUGCAACAUGAUGAUUGUAAUUUAUGUGGAGCUGUGCUCUCUGCAGCUCGCUCACUUUGUUCCUCGCGCUCAUUUCUCUCACCCUCUCUCUCCCUCCCUCCCUCUCUCUCUCUCUCCCUCCCUCCUCCCUCUCUCUCGGCUAAAUUUAGAGCUCGCUGUUGCAUGGAUGGAUAUUGAUUUCAAAUGGAGGGGGGGUGAUCUUAUGUUGCUUUAUGCAGAGACCCUGUAUGACGAUGAACAGAGUGACGGUUAAUCACCUGUCUUUCUUUUUGUCUCUGUCUGUCUCUGGCUGUCUCUCUCUCUCUCUCGCUCUCUCUCUCUCUUUCCUCAUAUUAUCAUAUAUGUGAAGGAGAGGGGGGACGAUAUUGAUUUGGAUACCACGUGUAAAUGCUGAUGGGCAGGACUCUGUGUGUGUGUGUGUGUGUGUGUG
Molecule: messenger RNA, 2494 nt
Organism: Lampris incognitus (smalleye Pacific opah)
Lineage: Eukaryota; Metazoa; Chordata; Actinopteri; Lampriformes; Lampridae
Gene: ube2ql1
Product: ubiquitin-conjugating enzyme E2Q family-like 1
Exons: 3
Coding region: 328-1170 (280 amino acids)
Source: RefSeq, a predicted model, not a curated record